This is a messenger RNA of Parathielavia appendiculata, 372 nucleotides long. RefSeq lists its product as uncharacterized. The transcript is spliced from 3 exons. The coding region runs from base 1 to 372 and encodes 123 amino acids. Lineage: Eukaryota; Fungi; Ascomycota; Sordariomycetes; Sordariales; Chaetomiaceae. The record is from RefSeq and is a predicted model, not a curated record.
AUGAUCGCCAAACAUUCCAUUCUGCUCUUAGCUCUCGCCAAGGCCAUGUUUGGGGCACCGACCGAAUACAAUCGUGACAGCGGAGAAGUCAUCGUGGCAGUCCAAGUCCCGCAACAGGAAGCUGCGCCGUUGACUGAGGGCCUGAUUGUCAUCAACAUCUUUCGGGACUCUGAAGGAGCCCCAGAGCCUAUGUGUAAACCUGACGGCAGGAGGGUAUAUGCGGUCCUCGGAGGCACGGGGAGAACGCAAAUGACGACUUCUGAAGUCGUUGUUGCCCUGGAGUUCUGUUACAAAGGGGCCGGAAGACAGGCGUCGAUUAGCACGGCCUAUUCGGCUAAGGAGAUGUUCGUCUUCGACGUCGGCGGCGGUUGA